CCUGUUUCGUCUCUUGGGCUUUGGAUUGGAUUGCCCGGGCAAAGAUAUUCAAGUCACUUGCAAGCUAAUAUCACGCGUCUUUGCGUGCUGGCAUGCCACGACUUCGGAUACUCGCUGGGCCCUCUCUAGAUGAGCUAGUCCCCAUUGAAGCGAACUCUGGAGUUCCUCUACACAUAAAGUCAGACGUUUUUGAAGGGCAGAUUCUUGUAUACAUCAAAGGUUUCGCCGAUACGAACGGGGACGUUGGAGAUAGUUCGUACUUUGAGCAGAAGGAGAGGAAAGGUAUUACUUGGAGUAUUCAAGUGCAAGGGCGGUUCCUUCAGCCACAUAAUGCCGACGACGUACUAUUCGGAAAUGUGUUCGAUAGGCCGCUGAAGCUUCCGUGGGGCUUCAGUGCUGCUCUGAAAUUCAUGAAAUAUAUCGAUCCUACAUUAGAACAAGAUCUUACGUCUAAUUCAAAACCAUGGGCUCUUUCGCCUCUCGUUGCUACCAUGCCUCAUCUCGAGCACAGACGAAUAGACGAGACCCACCAUCCGCCGCCUUUUCCACCAAAGAAACCAAUAGCAGAUGAUAUAAGCCACCUGCCUGUCCAUUCUCAUAAAGGAAAAGCACAUGAACGUAAACCGAAACGUCGAGCAUACUUCCACCAUGCAGCGAGACGGAAAGAGGUGAAGUUUGGCCCCGAGGAUCUCCUCACAACAGACUUUUGCUACGACUAUCUGGAAUUCAGUCCCGAAGGCGUCGUCCUGAGACUCCCCGUGGGUAUCUCGAUAGACAUGUUGCGAUAUUGGGACGGUCAGCCAGUACGAUUUGUUUGUUGUGAGCGGAUACCAAAGGGUUCGACGAGAGAUGGCGUCCCGUGGGGUAGAGUGUUUUGGUGUGUCGUUAUCGAGUCAGCGGAGGAUGAGCAUGAAAAGGGUGUGCGGUAGAAAGCACUUUUGACAAUAUGUGCAACCUACUCUAUAGAUCAUUCAGCGUAUGAUACCCUCAUUCUAUAUACAGACCUCAUGAUAUAUAGUGCUCAUAAAAUAUUAGUCAAUUA
This is a messenger RNA of Somion occarium, 1042 nucleotides long. The record is from the annotation of a GenBank genome assembly. Lineage: Eukaryota; Fungi; Basidiomycota; Agaricomycetes; Polyporales; Cerrenaceae.